AUCAAACGAGAUUGAAAAACACAUCUCUUUGUUUUUUUUUUGGAAAAAGUUUACAAACAGCUGAGAUUGACAGACAGAAUUCUUCAAAAAUUAUGAAUAAUUUCUAAUAUUAUAUCGCCGCAGUAACAAACCACUUAGUUAUAAAUUAAGAAAUGGGUUUCUUAACUAUAUUGAAAAAGCUGCGACAGAAGGAGAAGGAAAUGAGAAUACUUAUGCUUGGGCUUGACAAUGCGGGCAAGACGACAAUCUUGAAACGAUUUAACGGCGAGCCCAUCGACACCAUCUCGCCCACGCUGGGCUUUAACAUCAAGACACUGGAGCAUCGUGGGUUCAAGUUGAACAUCUGGGACGUUGGUGGCCAGAAAUCAUUGAGAUCAUACUGGAAGAACUACUUCGAGAGCACGGAUGGCGUGGCGUGGGUGGUGGACAGUGCGGACGCACGGCGCCUGGCGGACUGCGCGCGGGAGCUGCACGCGCUGCUGCGCGAGGAGCGGCUGGCCGGCGCCACGCUGCUUGUGCUAGCUAACAAGGCUGACCUGCCCGGGGCACUCACCAUGCACGAUAUUAAGGAGGCAUUGGACCUGGACAACAUCAAGACGCAUCACUGGCGCAUAGUGCGGUGCUCCGCAGUGACCGGCGAGAACCUUCUGGAAGGCAUGGACUGGAUGCUGGACGACAUCGCGUCCAGGAUAUUCACCCUCGACUGAAGACUAACAUCUCUACUAAAUAUGCCAGGAAUUCCACGCGCGUCGUACUGAGGUGCUAUUAUCAAGAUGGUAGAUGUAAAUUAUGCUUCUACUUUUUACUAAUUACUACAGCAAAUAGUGAUGUAGCUUUUGAUGGAUGGAUCUUAUCAUUUCCAGUUUAUAGAACAAGGUUUUAUUCUUCCAUUGAAAUGUUUAUUCCAUUCCAUGACAGUUUCUAAUGUAAAUUGUAAGCUGUGAUGUCAUGAUCUUAAUUUAUGAAUUAUAUAACUUUUUAAAA
Pectinophora gossypiella (pink bollworm) is the source of this 984-nucleotide messenger RNA. RefSeq names its product ADP-ribosylation factor-like protein 2 (gene Arl2). The transcript is spliced from 4 exons. Gene Ontology annotation, biological process: protein folding. Lineage: Eukaryota; Metazoa; Arthropoda; Insecta; Lepidoptera; Gelechiidae. The record is from RefSeq and is a predicted model, not a curated record. Gene Ontology annotation, molecular function: GTPase activity; GTP binding. Gene Ontology annotation, cellular component: cytoplasm; microtubule cytoskeleton. The coding region runs from base 153 to 707 and encodes 184 amino acids.